GUUGUAUUUCUCAUUCUCUGCACUAAACUUCGUUUCCCUUUCAUAUUCUAAUAGCAAACCGCCAGAUUCUGUUCUUAUCCGCUUUCAUUGUUGCUUGCCGCCAUCCUUCUCCAAUACUAUUUCAUUCGAUUUUCUUUAUUUCAUCUUUCUUUCUUCUUUACUCUUCCCUGAUCUUCCGGUGCGUUCUUAUUCUCCCUCGCAACAUUAACGAAAAAAGGGGAGGUCGGCCGCAGAUGCACCACUGGAGAAGCCAGCACCAUAGCCAGAGGCUACCGAAAACAAUGUUACUUGCCAAAUCCAGACGGAGGAUCGUCAAGGCGUGUGAUACGAUUGUGGUGGUGGUAGGGUAUAGGCUUGCACCGAAGAUUAAGUAUCAUGUAGUGUUUGAGGACGACGUUGAGGCAUUGAGUUAUUUAGCUAAGCAGGCGAAUUUGGCCGAGUGUACGAUCUCAGGUCGCGUUAACCUCAGGAGGAGACAGAUUGUUAAUGGUUUUGGUUCUUUCAUGAUCAAGCCUUGGAUUGUUGCUCAUGUCGAUCUUUCUAGGUAUGUCCUCCUAGGUGUAAGCUGUAGUUCGAACAUCGCAAAUUAUGUCACACAAAAAGCAGUAGAACCUGGGAACCUAUUAGACCCUUUAAGAGUGGUGGCACAAGUUCUUAUAUACCAUUUUGUAAUCGGAAACACUCCAACAAAAUCCGAAAUCAAGCUGGGUAACUCUUACCUCUAUGACAGAUCCAUGGCCAUGUUUGCUUGGAAGCUUUUCUUAUCAGAUGAUCAAUUCAAUAGUGAUCAUACGGCUGCCAACCCUCUGAUGAAAGCUACAAGAAUACCAUUACAACAAAUGCCUCCUACACUCACAAAACAAGAAAGAGAACCUUUAGUUGCGAAUCUUCUUCAACACAGCCCACUAAAAAUACCCAGAAGCGGAGCAGUGUUUGUGUUGUUAGAAUUCCUUUCUUUAAAUAAGAGGUUGUUUGUAGCCUUGCUUAGAAGUAAGAUCUGCAGUCACCAUCAUCUUCUGAUAAGGGUUUUCUCUACGGAAAGAUACUAUUAAUAAGGAAACUUUCAACAGUUUAGCCGAAUUAUUGAAAUGAGGAAGAUUGGAGGAUAUGAGGAAUCGUAAGUCCAGUUAAGAACCAGGAUCAUUGGAUCUUGAGGAUAUUACAUUUGGAGGAGAUACCGAUGCAAAUAACCAACCGCAGGUUAAAUCUUAUGGUGGAAAGAAAAAUCAGACGAAGAAGCAUUGGUAAAUCCAAAACAACACAUCUUCAAGCCGAGUACUAAUUUUAUUGUGUAUGUUAUUCUUUUUAGAGAUCACAAUUCCAGGGAUACAUGUGAUUGAUAUUUAUUUUUUACUAUGUGUAAAACUUAUGUUAUUAUAUGGGUUAAUUAAAAAUUUUAAUAUAAAUCUAAAUAUUUAACAAA
Molecule: messenger RNA, 1423 nt
Organism: Lactuca saligna
Lineage: Eukaryota; Viridiplantae; Streptophyta; Magnoliopsida; Asterales; Asteraceae
Source: the annotation of a GenBank genome assembly